Messenger RNA from Cydia amplana, 930 nucleotides. It is a transcript of the gene grnd, whose product is annotated as protein grindelwald. NCBI's taxonomy places the organism in Eukaryota, Metazoa, Arthropoda, Insecta, Lepidoptera, Tortricidae. Bases 19 to 759 code for a protein of 246 amino acids. The transcript is spliced from 4 exons. The record is from RefSeq and is a predicted model, not a curated record.
AUGAUAAAAUGACGAAACAUGAAAGGGUGUUUCAGAGCGAGGAUGUCGCGGCUGGUGCUAGCGCUCGUGGUGGCGGGUGCGUCCGCGCAGCUCACCCUGGACGGCGUGCGCUGCGGGCAGCUGCUGUGCCAGCAGGACCAGUACUGCUCGCCGGAGACCAACCGCUGCGCGCCCUGCAGCCUCAUCUGCAACACCACGCAUCACAACUACGACGCGGGCCUUUGUGUCAAGGAAUGCCAAGGUUACCUGUUGGAUCUACGGUACAUGCGUCGGUCACAGGGGCCAGAGUCCACUACAGAUUAUGACAGUGUGGAGCGGCAGGCGCGCGUGGCGCUGAUCCUCAGCGGCGUGGCGCUCGCCGUCCUGUUACUGGCCCUGGUGCUCAUCUGCCGCGCCAAAUUUUCCUGGCGGUAUAUUAAACAGAAGUUCCAGCCUACAAAGAAUCGAGUAAAGCAGUAUCCCGCGACGGGACUCACCCAUCACAACCCUCACGCGGAAAUGCCGAAGCCGAAACCAGAACUUAAAUUAGACAUACCGAAUCCUGAACCCCUAAAACGGCCGCAGCCCCUAAACGCGCGAGACCUAGAUACCAGGACCUCACAGACCGAGAAGAGCCAGGGGGCCACGACCCCCAAGACGAUGAGCACGGCGCUGAGCAACCGCCACCCCGCCGAGGACACCACCUUGGAUUUCUCAUACGACAAUAUGGCCAUGAACGUCACUCCUCCCGAGCGCGCCGCGGCCACUCACAAGUUCUAAUGCUCAGCGGUAGGCACCAGAUUCAACACUACUUAAUCUUUAACUAUUAAGAAUGUUUAGUAAUCUCUUUGUAUCAACAUACGACACGAAUCUGAGCGACUUUAGUCAUCAUCUACUUUAAAUCGUAGAUCCUUCGAUAGUUGCAACUUGCACCUAAUACGUACUUAGGUA